CCUUGUUAAAGACUAUCAUCUACUUAUUUAGAGCACCCCACUACGUAAUUCUCCACGCUAUGCAGUGCUUAAACUUCAACCGGAUACAGAUUGUGUGGCGUUGUUUCAAUUUGCGCUGUCCCAAGGCAUCUGUGACAUCUCUUUUGUCACCUCACCGUUUGAAUUCUUGACGGAAAUUCGAGAUACCUCAUCACCACGUAUCUUACGUCAAGAAACUGCAUCACCGCUCACAACACCGUCUACCUCACAAACAUCCACUAAUCAACAAGCGGUUACCAUCUUUGGCACAAAUGGUGAAAAUGCAGCGGCUAGUUCGGAUACGAUUCCAUGCCUAUCGUUACCGGACGAGAAUCGCGCUGCAUCAUCUCAUGGUGGUUCGAUGGAUUCGGAAACACCACCACCGGCGUCUAUGGAUCAUUUUAAUACCGUGCUCUCGACUUUAUUUGGAAAAGGGGAACCAGCCAAAGAUGUUAGAAUCAUCACUGGGCCGCCACCAAAAGCAACAUCACCCCCGCCAGAGAUUCCUGGACCUGGGCAGAUCAAGUGCCGGCUAUGCGGCAUCACUGUUAGUUGCAAGAAGUAA
Messenger RNA from Strongylus vulgaris, 583 nucleotides. Lineage: Eukaryota; Metazoa; Nematoda; Chromadorea; Rhabditida; Strongylidae. The record is from the annotation of a GenBank genome assembly.